Drosophila biarmipes is the source of this 1095-nucleotide messenger RNA. RefSeq names its product proline-rich antigen. The transcript has a single exon. Bases 177 to 656 code for a protein of 159 amino acids. NCBI's taxonomy places the organism in Eukaryota, Metazoa, Arthropoda, Insecta, Diptera, Drosophilidae. The record is from RefSeq and is a predicted model, not a curated record.
AUAAAGUUCAGUAUAUAGCUUAAAAUUCCAAGUUACUCUACUUUUCAAUAGGGUCGUCAAUUUGAUCUGGCGGGAAAACCGCCAAGCUACCAGCGCUGCUGGCAAUCGACGCACCUCAGCUGGCCGACGACGCAAUUCGCCAAUUGACCAAACAACAGAAGUAGAGAAGCAGAGCAAUGUUCUCCAUUUUCGGGAAGCGCAAGCCCGCCGAGACGCCCACGGAGGACCAGCCCAUCCAGGGGCCGGCGGAGGGACCCCGACCCGGCAGCAGCGGCGACGACUUCGUGUUCAUAGAGCGGAGGCCCGGACCGGAUGCUCCUCCGCCGUCCGCAGCCUCCGUUUCCGGCGCCAUGUACCCGCCCAUGCCGCCGGCGGGCUACCUGCCCUACCCGCCGAUGCCAGGACCCAGGGGCGGCGGCCCGCCACCCGGAGCCGCAGCUGCGACGAAGCUGCCCGGCGCCCAAGGACCCGUCAACUACUUGCAGGACAUUCCCUUCGAGCUGGCGCCCGGCCUGGCCACCAAGGACCGCUACGCCAGCACCCAGAUGCAGGUGGACAGCAUCCUGGCGCUGCUCACGCGCCAGCUGUCCGUGGACGAGCUAGCCGAGGAGUACACGUUCGCCCUGGAGAGGUCCGUGCAGAACGAGUGCUACUAGCCGCAGUCCGUGGUUCCACUGGUUGUUGUAAUAAAUCGUUGCCUGUUUAAUUGUAAACAUUCGGGAAUGUCUGUACCACGCUCGUUACCCUACGUAUCUCAUAAGAUCCCAUGAGUAUUCCACAGUCCACAGUUAAACAUGUUUUAGGGGACUCCCCGCCCUGCAAGCACACAUUGUUGAAUCAUAAGGUCUUAUUGCAGAUAAGUAGUUUGAGAUUUCCCCAAACUCGCGGAGUCUUACGCAGUCUAUCUUUGUAGCCUGAUCCCAAAUGUUUGUAAGGUUUCGUACCUAGUUUCACUCAACUUUUAAUUUAAAUUAAUGUAAAACCAUCCUUUCAGCCAAUGUAGUGCCAUGCUUUCGGCUAAUAUCUGACCUAUAUUGUUGCUAAAAUUUGGUAUUAUAAUUAUUAAAUAAAUAAUGUGUAUUUUCUGAAAGAGUA